Diachasma alloeum is the source of this 3748-nucleotide messenger RNA. RefSeq names its product Hermansky-Pudlak syndrome 5 protein homolog (gene pink). The record is from RefSeq and is a predicted model, not a curated record. The transcript is spliced from 5 exons. Gene Ontology annotation, cellular component: cytoplasm. Lineage: Eukaryota; Metazoa; Arthropoda; Insecta; Hymenoptera; Braconidae. Bases 273 to 3080 code for a protein of 935 amino acids. Gene Ontology annotation, biological process: developmental pigmentation. Gene Ontology annotation, molecular function: protein binding.
GAAAAAUAAUAUUGGGAGGUGGAGGAUGAUCAUCAGUGAGUGAUUGACAGGAGUGAUCAAAUUGUUGUUACGAUGAGCUAAAAUUAACAUAUCUUCCUCUCGGUUUUUAUUAAUUCCGGGCGUUGACACCCGAAUUCUUCCCUAAUACUAGAUGAGCACAAUUUCUCGAGGCUGAUUAUUUCAUUAUGAAAGUAAAACAAAUGGUGAAACUUCGGAGCACAAGGUAAAUUAUUUUUCGUAGAAAUAAAGAUUCAUUGAGUUAUCGUCUAAGUAUGCAAGAGAGUGGACUCGUCUUAUCUGAGUAUGAGGAAAUCAAUUCGUUGCUGUAUAAACCAAUUAUUGCCACUCAGCGAAUCAAAUACACCUGUAUCAAUGUCUCAACAAGUCACAUUGUCCUUGGUUCCACGAGUGGGAGUCUGUACUUAUUCACCAGAGAGCCAUGUACUUUUCAACAAGUGAUACCAUUAUCGGAGGGCACAGUAACCCACGUGCAGAUAUCCCCGGACGAGAAAACCGUCGCCCUAUCCACAAAGCGUGGGAGCGUCUGUAUCAUCACCUUCAAGCCCUUAGCGAAGCUCCUCUCAAUCUCGAACGAGCACCUCCAUGAGACCGUCACCUCCCUCUGCUGGAACUCGAAGAGCUCAGAAAUCUACGUGGGGGACAACAAUGGAAAGAUCUCCACCAUCGUCCUCUCGAUAUUCACGGUCAACGGAAUGUUCCAAGCCCCCUCCUGCGCCCUCAUGCACCUGGACUCGAGCAUCGUCCAGCUGGACUACAGCCUGCAUUAUCUCCUCGUGUCGACCCUCACUCGUUGCUACAUAUGUGACACCUCCCAAGAGCAGUUCAGGCAGAUCGGUAAUAAAGCGAGGGACGGAGCCUUCGGUGCUUGUUUCAUGAGAAAGCCCCCAGUGGAAAUCGAGAAAAACACAUCGCCCGUCCCAGAGGGUGAGAAAUCUCUGAACAAAUCAGUCGGUCUAAACUCCAUAGUGGGUCUAACCGAUGACAAUCACGAGGAAAAUCUUCUAAUCUACUCGGCAAGACCAGGCCUGCGACUCUGGGAAGUCAACCUGAACGGAACUGUUCUGAAAACUCAUCAAUUCAAAGAUGCCCUAGCCGUUCCCCCCUCCGAAAUCCACAGAUCAGCUCUCGUCAGAUCAAUUCCCACCAGCAUAAGCAACGAGCAAAAUGACCAAAACAUCCUCAACUUUUCCCACCUAUUCGUCAUAAGUAAAAGAUACCUGCUCUCUCACUCAAACACAUGCCUCUACAUAAUCGAUCCUACAAAUGCAGCAGUUGUACUGUGGACUGAUAAACUAGAUACCAUAGCAAUGGCACAAAUUAUUGACGAUAAAAUUUACUUAAUGAAUGCAAACGGCACAUUUCACUGUCUAAUGCUCUCUUCUAUCGAUUACCUCAUCAUCAAACUUUUUGAAAUGAAACUUUACAAUGAUUGUUACAACGCAUGCAUGACAUUUAAGAGUGAUUUAAUGAAAUUAGUCGAGAGUAAUAAUCCAUUAAUGGUGAAGGAUUUCAAUGAUUGUAGUAAUGGCUUGGUAACUGUACUUGAACCAGUUAUAUCAGUGAUACAAUCGAAUUUUAGUACUCAACCAAAGAGAUUGAAUUGCGGAAUUGUUGUUGUUAAUUCUGGUAAUUCAAUUGCAUCGAGAAAUAAUGGGAAAUAUGAGAGGAAUUAUGACUCGUCUUCAGACUCUGAGAUUCUUUGCAAGAGUGUGAUAAAGCAGAGAAGAAAAUUAGAGAUUAAACAUACUGAUGAUAAAGAUAUUAAUGACCUUGAUGGUGAAUUUUCUCGGUUAAAUUUGAGGAAAAAUGGGGUGGAGUCAUCAUCAAAAAUAAAUGGAGAUGAGGAAGAGUCGUCAGACCCUCGAAGAAAGCAGAUCGAAUCAGCAACAGCGAGUAUUCAAUCAGAUAUUCAACCAAUUUAUGCACUAAUAAGUACCUUAAAGUCUUCGAUAACUAUAGAGGACUUGGAAGACACAAUUUUUAACAUAGUUAAGACUAUACAAGAGAUUAAUUUCAAGUACGAGGAUAUCGUCGAGUUGAAGAUAUAUCUGUAUGAGGUUGUGAGGUCCAUUGAGAGGCUCUACUUCCAUGGACUGUUGGAGAGCGUUUCUCCGGAGAUGUUGACACCUCCGGGGAAUUCUGAUAACAGUUAUGUGGUGGAGGAAGUUCUCAGAGCAUUCGUGGAUUUGAAUGGCUCUGAUUACAGCGAGUGCAGAUGUGGAUUUCCCAGGUACAGGGCACCUUCAGAGCCAAAGUUUGGGGAUGUUGGGCAGCUCUUGAUGAGGAAAUUCAGUCAGGAGGGUGGAGACAAUUGUGUGAAACUAUGCAAGAGUGUUCCUUAUCUCUGGAGAGAUUAUCUUAGAAUUUUUAUUGAUAAGGGAGAGAAAGUAGAUCAUCUUCAUUUGUGCCUUCAGACUAGAGACAAUACUGUACUUUCGAUUAUUCUUCCAUUAGUUGGGGAUGAUUCCUGGGAUAUUGUUGCUGAGUGCGACGAGAGGAUGAGGAUUGGGAGGUGUAUAGCGUGUGGAAGAGGUGAUGAGGACCAGGGAGAAGUGACGGGCGUGGGGAUUGAUUGGAGUGGAGUGGCUCUUGAAAUACUCAAGAGGCAGGGGAUACAUGCUGCCAUGACAUUCCUCAGUGAUGUUGGGAGGAAGCUGCCUAGAAUCAAAUUAAAAGAAAGUAUUUUUCAGUCACUUAUCUGUACGAAACUAUUGAAUCGUCAUGGAUUUGAUCAGGUGGUUGAGUUUGAUGGGAGUGGUGAGGGGGGCAAGGAGUACAGCUCAAUUUGCUCGAAAAAGGCUAGAGAAGUACUCGCAGACGCCCUAGAGAAGGAUCUCAAUAGGCCAGUAAAUAAUAAUAUAUUCGGUAGUGGAGCACACCACUGGGGCAUGACAUAUAAAACAAGAGCAUCUGUUUGUCCCUGCUGUACUCUCUCACUACAAACUCCAGUCUUACUGGGAAACAGUGGUAUAUCGAUAUUUCCAUGUGGCCAUGCCUAUCACGUCAACUGCCUCAUACAAAAAAAAUUAACAAGAUGUUACCUCCACUCAUUAGAGUAGUAGAGAAGAAUUAUUGUAUUGUAAAAUUGUCAGAGUCAUAAAUACUGUUUAUCUCUCUCUCUUCAUUAUUCGAAUUAAAAUACAGAUCAAAUUAUUGAACCAAAAUCACAGAUAUAUUAAUGAAAGUUUAGUUAAGUUGAUUGUAACUGACUCGUUUAUUAUGGAUCACUGACAGUACAACAAUCUGUCGAUUUUGAAUAGAUUUGAGAAACAGGUGUUGAGAUUUAAUGAAAAUUUCUAGUACAAUAUUGUCUGUGCCAAAUUACCUCUCAAUCAAGAAUCAUUGGUAAUUGAAUCAAUAAAUAAUUUAACAUCAAUUGUAAGUGACUUUAAGAUGAUAUUAAUUAGUUAUUGGUCGAGUGUGGCCUAAAUAUAAUAAGUAGAUGAUUAGAAUCACUCGAAUGUACCUAUUCACUAUUGUUUUCCAUUCAGCACAAUUUUCAUCUUUUAUAUAAACAAUAAUUUUGAGCUAAAUCCCAUAAUUUCGUCAUCACAGAAUUGACAAAAAUCAUUUACCCUUGUUUUUCGAUCAAUUUACAAUUUUGAAUCGAUUUGUAUUUGGAUUUAAGAUUUUUUAGGAUUACUGAGUUUUAAAAAAAAUAUAUUUCAUUAUUCUAGUCUUUAGUGCUUAGUUAUAAAUUUGUAUUAAACAAAAUUUUUGUUUUUCA